AAGGUUUGUAUGACUGCUCUCUCUUGAUAUCUCUGAACAAUUAUGUCACAUUUGACUUUCUCCUGUAUAUCUCUCUGUCACACUUUCUCCUAUACUCAGAAUGGUGGUACUCCACUCUAUGUAGCCUGUCAGAAUGGACAGAAGCAGACAGUUGUUGUUCUGUUGAAGAAUGGAGCAAAUGUUAAUCUGACCUGCACAGUUGAUCCUCUCUCAACUCCUCUGGGGAUAGCUGCUGAAAAAGGUCACACAGAGAUUGUGGAGAAACUGAUAUCAGCUGGAGCUGUCAUCAACUACCAGGACAAGGAUGGUUGUACUCCACUCUAUGUGGCCUGUCAGAAUGGACACAAGCAGACAGUUGACGUUCUGUUGAAGAAUGGAGCAAAUGUUAAUCUGACCUGGACAGUUGGUCUUCUCUCAUCUCCUCUGGAGAGAGCUGCUGAAAGUGGUCACACAGAGAUUGUUGAGAAACUGAUAUCAGCUGGAGCUGUCAUCAACUACCAGGACAAGAAUGGAGCAACUCCACUUAUUUUUGCCGGUUGCAAUGGACACCUGGAAGUAGUUAGACUCCUGCUAGAAUCUGGAGCUAAAGAUCUACCUUAUAAGGAUGGACGUACUGCCAUGAGUUUCGCAAGAGCUGAAGGUCAUCAGCAAAUAGUCAAACUUCUACAGCAGUACAAAGUUUAAACUACGUCUCUCGACUCUAACACUGUAGCCUAGUUCUAUAGCUACUACAUAUAGGUUAUCAGCAACUUAUCUUCUACAGGAGUAGCUACAAUAUUUAAAGGAAAUAACACUCUAAUUAACACUGUAGCUUAUCUCUUUACUAUACUACAUACCAGACUUACUGAAUUGUCUAUUUCCUCCUUUUUACAGCUUUUAAAUACUGUGUUGUUGCUUAUUUUUGUAUGUCAGCGUAGUUAGCAUACAAUCUGUACUCUAUGGUUUUGAUUUUGCUACACCAUGAUAUCAGUGAUUUGCAUGUUAGAUGCGCUUGCCACACAGGUAGAUGCUCAUACAACCACCAUGUAAAUGAACUAUUUACACUGUGUGUUGGGUAUUGGAGGAUGGAUAGUCCUAGAGUUUGGGAGGCGUGUACCAACCUCACCGCAUAUGGCUGCCUAGUGGUCCGAAGUGUAUGCAUCAUUAACUGUUGACCCACCUCUUUCUACUAGAAGAGUAUAGUAUAGGGUUUCUGUCUUAACUACAUAAGUUGCAGAAAUAGUAGGGGACAUAGGAUGCAUGGCAGCUAAGCAAGGCGCUAAUGUUAGAGAGGGACAGAAUGCAUGUGUGUA
Messenger RNA from Geodia barretti, 1292 nucleotides. NCBI's taxonomy places the organism in Eukaryota, Metazoa, Porifera, Demospongiae, Tetractinellida, Geodiidae. The record is from the annotation of a GenBank genome assembly.